AUGGCGAUCGGCUCUGCCUUCAAGACCUUCUGGCAUACUAUGACCAGUUACGACCGACACUCUUCAUACGACUCUCCUUACCGGACCGGACAACACGUUCCCCUAGCGCAAAGCAGGCACGACCAAACACUGACGUCCGUCGCGACCAACGCCUCUGAAUCCCGAGCCGAUAUCAAUUCACCGUAUUUUGAAGAUGGUGGAAGAUAUGCUUCUGCCGCGAACGGCGGCGCUUACCCCGGCUCACCCCAGCCCCGCAGUCCCUUACCACAAUCGCCUACCCCGUACUCUCCGGGUAUGAGAACGAACCUCCACCGGGCAAAUACCAAUGAGAAUUUCGACGCCCCCUCAGCGGGGGAGAUCCAAUUGCAACCGUUCGAGGCUGGCCUUCCCCCACCCCCGCCUCCGAGCCACUCCUGGAAGCGGAUCGACCGGUGGGCCGAAGAGCACUACCCGGAAUUGUUCGAUCAACUCUGCGAGGGCUGUACAUCAAACGACCUGAACGAUCUGGAGCACCAAUUGGACUGCUCCCUCCCCAUGGAAGUCCGUGAAUCACUGAUGGUACACGAUGGCCAGGAGCGCGGUGGCAACCCAACGGGAAUCAUCUUCAGCUCGAUGCUGCUCGACUGCGAGGAAAUUGUACAAGAAUGGGAGAAUUGGAAAAAGGUCAACGUCGAGUAUCUUUCGGAGCCUAUCACUUUCAAGCCAAAACCUCCCGUGAAGGCAUUCGGUGGAAGCUCGUCUGCCUCUUCGUCCAGGGUCCCGACACAACCGACACAAAACCCACACUGGAGACAAGAUCUUCUUGCCAAGCAGGACUCUCAACCUUCGGGUGCCAUUCAGAAGGUCUACGCGCAUCCGGCCUGGAUUCCUCUGGUCAGAGAUUGGGGUGGAAAUAACCUGGCGGUUGAUCUGGCGCCUGGCCCGACCGGCAAAUGGGGCCAAGUCAUCCUCUUUGGACGGGACUACGAUUGCAAAUACGUGGUUGCACGCUCUUGGUCUGCUUUCCUUGCGACAUUUGCCGAUGACCUGAACAGUGGCAAAUGGGAGAUUGACGAGGAUACCCACGAGCUGAAGUUGAGGGAGUUCAAGGCAAGAAACGUUGAGCCUGGAUAUUUGGAUAUCUUGAGAUGGAGAGUGGACCAGAAGUACGGCCGAAAGAACGUUCGACGCAAGGCACCAGCAAGCAUGAACGGGCAGGCUGGCAUAUCGCCAAUAAACUCGCCAUACUCCAGCCCCACCGCCGAGACCAGUGGUGAGCCUCGAGGACGCUCCAUGCAACGAUUCAGCGGAGCAUCGCCGGUAUCAAGCCCAAAUCGGCCCAACUACGGAAAAUCCAGCCCCCUCGCUCGUGUACAGGAAGAACGCAUACCCCCUCCAAUCAAAGUACAUACGAAUGGUAUCAAGCACGAGAAACUUGUCGAGGUUGAGACCCCAAGACCCAGUGAGGAGACUAGAGAGACGCAAAAGCCGACCAAGACUCUAGAGUCGCUACUGCAAUCUGCUACACUGGAAGAUGACAACAAGGAAAAUAAGAAGGUCGAGCUGGAUGUCCAGACAACCGAAUUAACCAAUGGCGCCCUUAAAAAGGCCACAGUUGAGGAUGAUACCACGAUGAAGACGAUAGAGAUCUAG
Molecule: messenger RNA, 1632 nt
Organism: Drepanopeziza brunnea f. sp. 'multigermtubi' MB_m1
Lineage: Eukaryota; Fungi; Ascomycota; Leotiomycetes; Helotiales; Drepanopezizaceae
Source: RefSeq, a predicted model, not a curated record